This is a messenger RNA of Sclerotinia borealis F-4128, 399 nucleotides long. NCBI's taxonomy places the organism in Eukaryota, Fungi, Ascomycota, Leotiomycetes, Helotiales, Sclerotiniaceae. The record is from the annotation of a GenBank genome assembly.
AUGUCUCUGGCGGUGCUCAAGGGUCCUAUGCAUCAAUACUAUCUAUUAGAGACCGAGGAUGGGACUUUAAGUCUUCCGGGGUUGAGCAGAGGGGAAACAGUACUUGUGCAUGCGGAGACCGGAGGUCUAAGAUUAAUGACUGUGCAAAUAACAAAAGCAUUUGGAGCAAGAGUUAUAGCAACUGCUUCUACAGAGGAAAAACCAGAGGUUGGGUGCAAAUCUGGUGCCUUUAAAUUCAGUACCUAUGAAUCUGUAGACUAUUCCGGGAGUCAAGAAUGGUGGAAGACCGUCUCAGAGUUGACAGAUGGCACAGGAGUUGAUUUGGUUUUUGAUUCUCGUUCCGGAGACAGAUCGUCGGAAUCCAGAAGUAACAUUGCAAGUAUGGAACGGGCUAAAUGA